Messenger RNA from Leishmania braziliensis MHOM/BR/75/M2904, 360 nucleotides. RefSeq names its product putative dynein-associated protein. Gene Ontology annotation, molecular function: dynein intermediate chain binding. The coding region runs from base 1 to 360 and encodes 119 amino acids. Gene Ontology annotation, biological process: microtubule-based movement. Gene Ontology annotation, cellular component: cytoplasmic dynein complex; cytoplasm. Lineage: Eukaryota; Euglenozoa; Kinetoplastea; Trypanosomatida; Trypanosomatidae. The transcript has a single exon. The record is from RefSeq and is a predicted model, not a curated record.
AUGAACAAGGCCAAUCCAACGGUGGCAGAACGUGAGGCCCACCUUCAGAAUGUGGAGGACACGCUGAACCGCAUUGCCCACCACAAGGGAGUACUGGGCUACUUUAUCAUGGAACCGCGGAAGGAGAAGCUGCUUAGCUUCGCGGGCUUUCGCGGGAGCUCGAGGGAGGCGUAUCGCUACGCUGACACCCUGAAGGGGUUCAUCGACGUCACCGCCUCCACCGUUCGAACCAUUGACUGGAAUGACGAGAUGACGUUUCUCCGAAUUAGUUGUGGCGCUGUCGACAUUCUCGUCGCACCGGACACAAACAAAGAGUACACGAUGGUAGUUGUCCAAGUUGUCAGUGGACGGGGCGCCUGA